This is a messenger RNA of Debaryomyces tyrocola, 1625 nucleotides long. Lineage: Eukaryota; Fungi; Ascomycota; Pichiomycetes; Serinales; Debaryomycetaceae. The record is from the annotation of a GenBank genome assembly.
AUGGAUUAUACCGUUAAAAUUUGGAAUUUAGAAUCCGGUAAGGAUGAAAUUACAUUACAACACAAAGACUUGGUUACUUCUUUAGCAUUCAACUAUAAUGGUUCUUUAUUGGCUACUACCUCAAGAGAUAAAAAAAUAAGAAUCUGGGAUAUUAGAUCAGGGAAGGUCUUAUCUGAAGGUCCAGGUCACACCGGUGCUAAGCCUUCAAGAGUUGUUUGGUUAGGUAAUACCGAUAGAAUUAUCACUACCGGUUUUUCCAGAUUAUCUGAUCGUCAAGUUGGUAUUUGGGAUGUGAAUAACAUUGAAGGAGGUCCGAUCGACGGGUUUCUUGUUAUUGAUGCAUCUUCGGGAGUAUUAAUCCCAGUUUUCGAUGAAUCAAAUAAUAUUUUAUAUUUAGCGGGUAAGGGUGAUGGUAAUAUUCGUUAUUAUGAAUAUGAAAAUGAUAUUUUACAUGAAUUGUCUCAAUAUUCGUCUACGGACCCUCAAAGGGGGUUUGCCAUUUCACCAAAAUUUUCAGUUAAUGUAAAGGAGAACGAGGUCCUUAAAUCCUUCAAGACUGUCAAUGACAAUUCUAUUGAACCAAUAUCAUUUAUUGUUCCUAGAAGAUCUGAAUUGUUUCAGCUGGAUAUUUAUCCAGACUGUCCUUCGCAAGACCCAGCAUUAACUGCACAAGAAUUCUUCGAUGGUAAAGAAUGUAAUGGACCAUUAUUAAUGAGUAUGGAAUCAUUGUAUGAAGGCACUGAACCAUCCAUCAGAGAAUCAGGCGCUUCGAUUAGCGUCUCUUCAGUUAAAGAAGAAGCAGCGGUAGCCAAGAAGGAAGAGAAACAAGCAAAGGAAAAGGAAUUAAAAGCGAAGAAGGAAUCAACAGAAGAGGCUAGGCCGGUAGAAAAAACCAAAGAUAAGAAGGAGUUUACUCCUGAAUCAUCUCAAACUCCAAAGAAUGUUGAUGAAUUGUUGAAAUCAUCAGAUGAUGUUAAUAAUUUGAUCAAUAAGGUAAAUGAUGAAUCAGACGAUGAAGGAAAGCAAAAAGCAGAAGAGAAAGAUGAUGACUGGGAAGAAGUGAAGAAGCCAGAAUCGCCUUUGUCUAAAUCUACUAAUGAUAACAAGAAGGAAGAGGGUGAGAAGGAAGAAGCUGAGAAGGAAGAAGCCAAGAAAGAAGAGGCUAAGAAGGAAGAAGCUAAGAAGGAAGAAGCUAAGAAGGAAGAAGCUAAGAAGGAAGAAGCNAAGAAGCUAAGAAGGAAGAAGCUAAGAAGGAAGAAGCUAAGAAGGAAGAAGCCAAGAAGGAAGAAGCUAAGAAGGAAGAAGCUAAGAAGGAAGAAACCAAGAAGGAAGAAACCAAGAAGGAAGAAACCAAGAAGGAAGAAACCAAUAAGGAAGAAACCAAAAAGGAAGAAGCCAAGAAGGAAGAAACUAGAUCUAAAGAAUCUACUCCGUCUACUUCUUCAUCAAAUACUUCUAAGACUACGACGAGUGGUGGCCCUACAUUAAAAGGAACAGUUGAAAAACUUGCUAAAUUGGUAGAAAAGUUAGAAGCUCAAGUUGUUAAAUUAACCGACGCAGGUUUAGAAAAGGAUGCAAAAUUAGCUUCUUUAGAAGAAAAGAUUAACGAGUUACUCAAGAAAUAG